CCCAGAGUCACCCAGCUGACAAUUGGCAGAGCCGGGAUACCCUCCCCCGGGUCCUCUUUCCCUCUGUCUCCCGAAGUCAGGAGGUCCGCCAGCAUGGACGCCACGCUGGCCAGGGAGUUGCUGACUUUCCUGGCCCCCGGCAGCCGGCCGGAUCUCCAGGGUCCGGCAGCCGGCUACCUGCUGGGCCUGACGGCCACGGAGCCCGGGCGGGCCCUGCUGGCCGCCCAGCCGGCCUUGCUGGAGGCGCUGGGAGCCCUGACCGACGCCCCUGCCCCCGCCCCAACCGGAGACGCUUUCCACGCCCUGGUCAACUUGGCCGCGGACCCUGGCGUGCAUGACGCGCUGCUGGGGGCUCUCCCGGGACUCCUGGCCCAGCUGGCGGACCGCACGCUGGACCCGGGCUGCCGCUGGGCCGGGCGAGCCUGCGCCGUCCUGGCCAACCUGACGCGGGAGGAGGGACCCUGCCACAAGCUGCUGGCCGUCCUUUGGGGGCAGGAAAAGGAGCCGGGCCCCAGGCUGCCCAGCCUGUUGGAAGCCCUGUGCGACCCCGGCUACAACCCUCACGCCCCCUUACACUACCUGGGACCGCUGCUCUCCAACCUCACCCAGCUGCCCCGGGCCCGGGCAUUCCUGCUCGACAGGGACAGGUGCGUGGUACAGCGACUCCUGCCCCUCAUCCAGUUCCCGGAUUCCACCGUGUGCCGCGGCGGGGUGGUCGGGACGCUCCGCAACUGCUGCUUUGAGCACUCUCAUCACGAGUGGCUCCUGGGACCCCAGGUGGACGUGCUUCCCUUCUUGCUGCUGCCGCUGGCCGGCCCGGAGGAGUUCUCUGAGGAGGAAACCGAAAGGUUGCCCAUGGACCUGCAGUAUCUGCCUCCGGAGAAGCAGCGGGAGCCGGAUCCGGACAUCCGCAAGAUGCUCAUCGAGGCCAUAAUGUUGCUGACAGCCACGAAGGCCGGGAGGAAGCUCGUGCGCGACCAGGGCGCCUACCUGGUGCUGCGGGAGCUGCAUUCCUGGGAGCCGGAUCCCUCCGUACGCAGCGCCUGUGAGAAGCUCAUCCAGGUGCUGAUCGGGGACGAGCCGGGGCCCGGCCUGGAGAACCUUCUGGAGGCGACCGUCCCCCCUGAGGUGGAACAGCGGCUCCGGCAACUGGACCAGCAGGAGGAAGCAGAUCGGCAGCGGGAGAGCGAGGAGACGGAGCGGCAGGCGACCCCCGGAGCCUCUCCCCCCGUGCCUGCCGAAGGCUGGCUGACCUCGGCCCCCAGUGGCCCGGAGGAGCCCGGGAGACCAUCUGGGACCAGGACUGGCUAGCGGUGGAGUGUCGGGGGGAGAGGGCAGGGCCCCUCGGGCUCAAUAAAGACUUCUCGCUCGAA
Molecule: messenger RNA, 1373 nt
Organism: Tachyglossus aculeatus (Australian echidna)
Lineage: Eukaryota; Metazoa; Chordata; Mammalia; Monotremata; Tachyglossidae
Gene: HGH1
Product: HGH1 homolog
Exons: 6
Coding region: 94-1311 (405 amino acids)
Source: RefSeq, a predicted model, not a curated record